This is a messenger RNA of Zingiber officinale, 2246 nucleotides long. Its product is annotated as probable pectate lyase 12. The transcript has 4 exons. The coding region runs from base 373 to 1647 and encodes 424 amino acids. Gene Ontology annotation, molecular function: pectate lyase activity. Lineage: Eukaryota; Viridiplantae; Streptophyta; Magnoliopsida; Zingiberales; Zingiberaceae. The record is from RefSeq and is a predicted model, not a curated record.
CGUGGGAGGAGACGAUAGAGAGUAGAUACUUCCUUUCCCCACGGCUCGACAGUCCAUUAAACAGAACUGCCCCCUCCUCGCCUCUUCUUCCAUUCUAAUUCACCCUCACCCUCUCUCUCCAAAACUGGCUGGGCCGGUCGCCCCAAGUUGAAUGUUAUCUGUUCAUCAUUUUUUUUUUCUUCGUGCCCAAAACCCCAUUUUCGUGGGGCAGGAUUUCACCUUUUGCAGCAAAAUCCCAUUUUCGUUCCCAUCCCGAGAACCCUAACCUCAUUACAGAUUUCCCCUCUCACUCUCUCGAUCAUCGUUUGAAACCCUCUCUCGUUUCCGCACAGUCCAGAUCUUUGUAAUCACUGCUCCAGCAAGGCAGCAACCAUGCUCCGCCGCCACCUCUGCUGCCUUUCUACCCACAUUCUCCUCCUCUUCUGCUCGUUCCCCUUCUUCUCCGCCGCGCUGCCCUUUCCCAACUCCUCUGCCCACACUCACGCCCACCCCGAUCCCGAUUUCGUCGCCCGUGAAGUCCAAAGGCAGGUGGCGUACUCCAACCGGCGCGCGCUCCUGGCAGCCGGCGACAAGGACCAGUGCAUCACGGGGAACCCGAUCGACGACUGCUGGCGGUGCUCCGGCAGUGACUGGCGGGAGGACCGGCAGAGGCUGGCUGAGUGUGGCAUCGGGUUUGGCCGUGACGCACUUGGCGGCAAGGGCGGGCCGAUCUAUGUUGUCACGGACCCGUCGGACCGUGACCCGGUGAACCCUGCUCCAGGCACUCUCCGCUACGGCGCCAUCCAGGAUGGCCCCCUCUGGAUAACCUUCGCCCGCGAUAUGACUAUCCGUCUCAAUGAGGAGCUUCUGGUGAAUAGCUUCAAGACUAUCGACGGACGCGGUGCUGUAGUCCAUAUUGCCGGCGGCGCCUGUAUCACCCUCCAGUAUGUAUCCAACGUCAUUAUCCACAACCUGCACAUCCACCAUUGCGUCUCAGCGGGCGAGGCCAACGUGCGCGCCUCGCCAACGCAUUACGGCUGGCGGACGCGCUCCGACGGCGACGGCAUCUCCAUCUACAGCGGCCGCAAGAUCUGGGUGGACCACUGCGCGCUGUCCUAUUGCGCCGAUGGCCUGAUCGAUGCCAUCAUGGGCUCCACGGCGAUCACGAUCUCCAACAGCUACUUCUCUCACCAUGACGAUGUUAUGCUGCUCGGUCACAGCGACGACUACCUACCGGACUCGGGGAUGCAGGUGACCAUCGCGUUCAACCGCUUCGGGGAGGAGCUCGUGCAGCGGAUGCCGCGCUGCCGCCGAGGCUACUUCCACGUGGUCAACAACGACUUCACCUCGUGGGAGAUGUACGCCAUCGGCGGCAGCGCCAACCCAACCGUCAACAGCCAGGGAAACCGCUACAUUGCUCCGGCCAACUCGAACGCCAAAGAGGUGACGAAGCGGGUGGACACGGAGGAGAAGGAUUGGAGCAAGUGGAAUUGGAGGACGGAGGGGGACGUGAUGGCGAACGGAGCGUUCUUCGUGGCGUCGGGGGCCGGAGCGGGGGUGGAGGCUAAGUACGCCAUGGCAGAGAGCGUGGACCCUAAGUCUGCCGCGCUCAUCGACCAGCUCACUAUGAACGCCGGCGUCCUUGGCGGGGCCAGGAGCAAAAAGUGACUCAAGCCUCGGGUGAAUAGUGAUCUGAGGCGCCUCCUAUUCAAGUGGAGGCGCCUCAGAUGCUUCGGCCGAAGUCCCCGUGUGGGAGGGCACGAGGCGCCUCCCGGAUGAUGGCACCUUGAAGCUUGCCGCCGGAGGCACCUUGGAGAGCUUUGAAGGCGCUUUCCAGAGGAUAAAAUCUGCAAGUUACAAGUUUUAUCGAUUCCGAAGAUAAGGGGAUAAAAAUUGUUGCUGGAGGCACCUCGGACAAGUUGGAGGCACCCCCAACAGUCCAUACAAACCCUAUUCGAGCAGCCUUCAACACACAUCUUCUUUACGAACUGCAAAGACCGUUUUGUUGUUGCUAACAUGUCCAACUGCUGCAAACACGUUCAAUUGCUGCUAUACUAAUGUGACCGGCAGAUCGACACCAACUCUUGAGCGCUUCUGGAUCCUUUUCUACGAGUUGGUAACGAAGUUAAUUAUUGCAUCUCUUUAUUAUUUGUAAAAGGGGGUGUAGGUGGUUACACUUUCCUUUCUUCGAUAUCUUGUAUUCGAUUUCCUCUUCCGACGAUUCCGGAAGAAGUUUUUAGUGGAUUGUCCGUCGAUACGGUCCGAGA